UGUUCCUUAAGUAGUUCGCACCAAGCAAAAGGGUCACUGAAUCCUCCAGGGCUACGCCGGCGAUGAUGGGUUGCCUCUACCGCGUCCUCCACGGCGUGCUGGCCCUCUCGUCGCUGCUUGUUCUCGCCUCCGGCGAGGUCUUCUUCGAGGAGCGAUUCGAAGAUGGGUGGGGGAGCCGGUGGGUGAAAUCCGACUGGAAAAAGAGCGAAGGGAAAGCCGGGGCAUUCAGGCACACGGCGGGGAGCUUUUCUGGGGAUCCUGACGAUAAAGGGAUACAGACAACCUUGGAUGCUAGGCAUUUCGCCAUAUCGGCAAAGUACCCGGAGUUCAGUAACAAGAAUCGGACGUUGGUUGUUCAGUAUUCGAUAAAGAUCGAGCAGGAUAUUGAAUGUGGCGGUGCUUACAUCAAGCUUAUGUCCGGUUAUGUCAACCAGAAGAAAUUUGGUGGUGACACGCCUUACAGUUUUAUGUUUGGUCCUGAUAUAUGUGGCGAUCAGACAAAGAAGCUCCAUCUCAUACUUUCGUACCAAGGGCAAAACUACCCUAUCAAGAAAGAUCUAAAAUGUGAAACAGAUAAGUUGACACAUUUCUACACAUUCAUUCUUAGACCUGAUGCUUCUUACAGCCUACUUAUUGAUAACCGGGAGAGAGAAUUUGGGAGUAUGUACACUGACUGGGACAUCCUUCCUCCUCGUAAGAUCAAACAAGUCAAUGCUAAAAAGCCAAAAGAUUGGGAUGACAGGGAGUAUAUUGAAGAUCCUGAUGAAGUUAAGCCAGAGGGAUAUGAUUCUAUUCCUAAAGAGAUUCCUGAUCCAAACGACAAAAAGCCUGAGUCAUGGGAUGAUGAUGAGGACGGUAUAUGGAAGCCCAGAAUGAUACCAAAUCCGGAAUAUAAGGGACCAUGGAAGCACAAGAAAAUCAAGAACCCAAACUACAAGGGAAAAUGGAAGGCCCCAUGGAUUGAUAAUCCAGAAUUCGAAGACGACCCAGACCUAUACGUGCUGAAACCUUUGCAGUACGUGGGAAUUGAAGUUUGGCAGGUGAAAGCUGGUUCAGUUUUCGACAACAUUUUAAUUUGUGAUGACCCUGAAUAUGCGAGAAAGGUCGUAGACGAAAUUUGGGCUGCGAAUAAAGAGGUUGAAAAGGAGGCCUUUGAAGGAGCUGAAAAGAAGAGGAAAGCUAGAGAAGAUGAGGAAGCUCGACGGGCACGGGAGGAAGGAGAGAAGCGGAGGAGAGAGAGGGAUCGGCACCGUGGCAGGGACCAUUACAGGGAGAAACAUAAAAGGCGUUACCGCAGGGAUUAUAUGGAUGACUACCAUGACGAGCUAUGAGGUCUUCAAAAUCUUUCAAGGAAUAGCCCAAGUUACUGGCUGCACUGUUUCUCAUCUAUAAAAGCGAUUAUUGUAUUGGCAAAAUGAAUAAUUUGGAGACCAGGAAAAGCUGGUUAGCUUAACUCCUUUUGUUGACUCAGAAGUUCAGAACAAACUGAACAUGGGUCGCUGGUCUCCUGUUCCACGGUAUCCACAUUCUCCUAGUGCAAGUGCAAUAUACAAAAUAGAACAAUUGUAAACCAUUGGGGCAGGUAACAUAUCAAACUUUAGAACCA
Brachypodium distachyon (stiff brome) is the source of this 1606-nucleotide messenger RNA. Its product is annotated as calreticulin-3. The transcript is spliced from 14 exons. The coding region runs from base 63 to 1331 and encodes 422 amino acids. Gene Ontology annotation, biological process: protein folding. Lineage: Eukaryota; Viridiplantae; Streptophyta; Magnoliopsida; Poales; Poaceae. The record is from RefSeq and is a predicted model, not a curated record. Gene Ontology annotation, cellular component: endoplasmic reticulum; endoplasmic reticulum membrane. Gene Ontology annotation, molecular function: calcium ion binding.